AUGAUUCCUCUGCUAUUCAAAACGCAGUGGAUCUUGUUCAUGCAUGGUCUGUCAGCAGGAGUCUUCCCAUCUGUCUCGAGAAGACCAAGGCAAUGUAUCUGGGCAAGAAUAAUCCUAAGAACAAUUACUCUAUUUUGCGAUCUCCUAUUGAGGAAGUUUCGGAGACUAGGGACCUCGGCUUCACCGUUAAUAGUACUCUCCAGUUUCGACUACCACUGCCUUGAAAUCGCCGCCAAAGUCCGAACAAAGGCAUCAUACGUAAUAAAAUGCUCAACCUGGAUUCCCUCUCAAAACGAAGAGGGCCAAUGCAGUUCGCAGCGGACAAGCUUUUUUUCUGUUUCAUCUACUAGAGGUCAGCUUAGUAAGAUUCGCCUCAGAAAGGCAAGUUCUUCGCUCCGUAGCCACUUCUUCACUCAACGAGCUGGUUCAGAAUACCUCAAGCUCAGCAAGAAUAUU
Messenger RNA from Cooperia oncophora, 456 nucleotides. NCBI's taxonomy places the organism in Eukaryota, Metazoa, Nematoda, Chromadorea, Rhabditida, Trichostrongylidae. The record is from the annotation of a GenBank genome assembly.